This is a messenger RNA of Prosopis cineraria, 2031 nucleotides long. RefSeq names its product auxin-responsive protein IAA9-like. Lineage: Eukaryota; Viridiplantae; Streptophyta; Magnoliopsida; Fabales; Fabaceae. The record is from RefSeq and is a predicted model, not a curated record. Gene Ontology annotation, biological process: regulation of DNA-templated transcription. Bases 634 to 1704 code for a protein of 356 amino acids. The transcript has 7 exons. Gene Ontology annotation, molecular function: protein binding. Gene Ontology annotation, cellular component: nucleus.
UAAUUAGAGUUGAAGGUCUUGUAACGUUAGGGAACGUCUUACUCUUCUCUUUUCCCACUUUCAACUAGAAUGUGCCUUUUUAGUUUAGACUUGAAAUCUUCCUUUCAACUUUUUAUUUUUUUCUUGCACUCCCUUUUUCUGAGCGAGCACGCCUAUGGGAAAAAUAUCUGAUGUUUCGUGGUAUUUUUUAUGUUUUUUUGGACGAGCGAUCUUGUGGAUUUAUUGAGCUGCAGUUCAUUCAAUAAAGUAAUGAUUUCGUUUUCUUAUUUUUCUUUUUGGUGUUCGUUUGCGAUAAAACUGAGCGCUUGAAGCCUGGUAGAAUUUUAGUUUGGAAUAAAAAAUGCGGCAAUGAAGGAGGAAACUGAAAGGGCAUGUGAUCUUACUGGCUAAACGAACUUAGCUGAUUACAGUAUUAAGAGUACUGCUCUAAAUUGAAACUUGCCUUGAAUCCGCGGAUGAACUCACCGACUUGGAGGGAAAUGAUUUGAGGUUCUUCGUAUGCUUGCUUUUGAAAAAUGGCUUCCUUGUGUUGGAGUUUAACAUUCUAAAUUUUUCUCUACCGAUUUUUGUGGCUUCUUCCUUUUCGCGUGAAGGGCUGGGAUGCAACUCCAGUAAUGAGUGGAGUAGGGAUUGAUGGUUCGAAGUGUGUAUAGUUGGAGCCUAAUGUCUUCGCCAGUUCUGACUGCUCAAGAGGAAGGGGAGAACAACACGUCAACAGUAACUUCUUCACGAUCCUUGGAUCUUACCUCCCAAAAUGCAACUGGAUUAAAAGAGCGCAAUUACCUAGGGUUAUCAGAUUGCUCAUCAGUGGAGAGCUCUACUGUUCCAAGCGACUCUGAUGAGAAAAGGGACAAUCUAAAUUUGAAGGCUACGGAAUUGAGGUUGGGUCUUCCAGGAUCCCAAUCACCUGAAAGGAAUGAUAGCUCGACAAAACUUAAUGAGAAGCCACUGUUUCCUUUGCUUCCAACAAAAGAUGGAAUCUGCUCAUUGUCCCAGAAAAUCGUGGUUACAGGCAACAAAAGGGGAUUCUCUGACACCGUGGAUAGGUUCCCUGAGAUGAAGUUUCCCGGGAAUUCAGGGGUAAAUGUGCUGCUUUCUCCUAGAUCUGCUAGAGCUCAGCCAACAACAACAAAAGAAAUGCCGACUAAGGUAUUGCGAGAACGGCCUUGUGCAACUAAUGGAACAGGCCAUAACAAAACGGAUGCUUCUAUUGUUGGCAGUGCUCCUGCCUCUAAGGCACAGGUUGUUGGUUGGCCUCCAAUAAGGUCAUUUAGGAAGAACUCGUUGUCUGUCACUUCAAAGAACAAUGAUGAAGUAGAUGGAAAACCGGCUCCUGCUGCUCUCUUUGUGAAGGUGAGCAUGGAUGGAGCUCCCUAUCUAAGGAAGGUUGAUCUGAGGAGUUACAACACAUACCAGGAUCUGUCUUCUGCCCUCGAGAAGAUGUUCAGCUGUUUUAUCCUAGGUCAAUGUGGUUCCCAUGGAGCUCCAGGAAGAGAAAUGUUGAGUGAGAGCAAGCUAAGGGACCUUCUGCAUGGUUCAGAAUAUGUACUCACUUAUGAAGAUAAAGAUGGUGAUUGGAUGCUUGUUGGGGAUGUACCAUGGGAGAUGUUUAUUGACACAUGCAAGAGGCUGAAAAUCAUGAAAGGAUCUGAUGCCAUUGGCUUAGCUCCCAGGGCUAUGGAGAAAUCCAAGAGAAGGAGCUAGAAUGAUGUGGUGGACUAAUGGCUCCUUUGUCUGCAAAAAUUCAACGCCGCAUCUGAGGACAUGUGGAAACCGAAGUACGCUGUGGAUUACUGAAUUCCGGCCUUUGACGGGGAGUCAAAAAUACAAAUGUGUGUUUUCAAUACCCUUAAAAGUUGUGUUGGAUGUUAAUUUGUUAUUAUUUGAAAUAUAUUAUUGUUCCUUCAAAGUUAGCAAUUGUGAAGUCUAAUUAAUUAGUCUUGGUGGGAACUUGUGUGUUUAAAUGGGUUGAAUAAUUGUUACGAUCAAAUUGAAGAUCGCCAAUAUUAUAUCCGUGUGUGAUUUGACACC